This is a messenger RNA of Cyphellophora attinorum, 669 nucleotides long. RefSeq lists its product as uncharacterized. The transcript has 2 exons. The record is from RefSeq and is a predicted model, not a curated record. NCBI's taxonomy places the organism in Eukaryota, Fungi, Ascomycota, Eurotiomycetes, Chaetothyriales, Cyphellophoraceae. Bases 1 to 669 code for a protein of 222 amino acids.
AUGUCCUCUGACCAUCUUGUCGACAACUACCCAGCCAUUCGCGACACGAACGAGAAGACCCGUCUUCAUACCAGCACGAUCUCGUCGUCCAAGCACUGGGCGGACUUUCACAACUUCAAGACACCCUUCCCGGAGGAGUGGAAGGACUCCUUUGACUGCAUCCAGCUCCGAGCAAUCCUCGCCAAUGUGCCCGGGGACGCCGCGAUCGAUCUCGUCAAGCGGGCGAUGGAGCUUCUCAGACCUGGUGGUUAUAUCCAAAUCGUGGAUGGCUCCAUGUCAGCCGGUGAGCUCAAAGGUGAUGAGAAACCUCACAUCCGAUUCUUCACAAGCUUAGCCAACUAUUUGAUUCUGAAUGGACUGAACAACAGCCAAGGAGCGCGAGUGGGGGAGAUUCUGGACGUUGCUGGGGACGGUGUGCUGGAAGACGUGGAAACCAAGGAAGGCAAGAUGCUUUUCGGCAAAGGCGCGGGAGAAAUGGAAGAUGCAAGUUGGCAGUGGUUGAGAUUCAUGUUGGAGGUUCAGGCGGGACCUGCGAUGUUGAAGGCAGGAGUAUUCGCAUCGAAGGAGGGCCUUGACACCUUGCGACUGGAGGUGAUGGAAGAGGCACAAACGGAGGGCUUUAGCAUGCCGUGGCAUGCUGCCUGGGGUAGGAAGACGUCUGUCGGAUGA